AGAACAUUUCCACUGCUGCUCUGAGGACAUACACAGUGGGAUUUGGAAUUCCUGGAGAAUUGCCUUUGUGAGAAGCUGAAAAUAAUUUGUUUAAAUUCCAUCUCUUCGUUUUCCGUAGGAACAUUGAGAAACCAUGAACAACUUUAGUAAUGAAGAGUUUGACUGCCACUUCCUCGAUGAAGGCUUUACUGCCAAGGACAUUCUGGACCAAAAAAUUAAUGAAGUUUCUUCUUCUGACGAUAAGGAUGCCUUCUAUGUCGCAGACCUUGGAGACGUUCUAAAGAAACAUCUAAGAUGGUUAAAAGCUCUUCCUCGUGUCACCCCCUUCUAUGCAGUCAAAUGUAAUGAUAGCAGAGCCAUAGUGAAAACCCUAGCUGCUGUCGGGACAGGAUUUGACUGUGCUAGCAAGACUGAAAUACAAUUGGUGCAGAGUCUUGGGGUGCCCCCAGAGAGGAUUAUCUAUGCAAAUCCUUGUAAACAAGUGUCUCAAAUUAAGUACGCUGCCAGUAACGGAGUCCAGAUGAUGACUUUUGAUAGUGAAGUUGAGUUGAUGAAAGUUGCCAGAGCACAUCCAAAGGCAAAGCUGGUUUUGCGGAUUGCCACUGAUGAUUCCAAAGCAGUCUGUCGCCUCAGUGUUAAAUUUGGUGCCACACUCAAAGCCAGCAGGCUUCUUUUGGAACGGGCAAAAGAGCUGAAUAUUGAUGUCAUUGGUGUCAGCUUCCACGUGGGAAGUGGCUGUACUGAUCCUGAGACUUUCGUGCAGGCAGUCUCUGAUGCCCGCUGUGUCUUUGACAUGGGAGCUGAGGUUGGUUUCAGCAUGUAUCUGCUUGAUAUUGGUGGUGGCUUUCCUGGAUCUGAAGAUGUGAAGCUUAAAUUUGAAGAGAUCACCAGUGUAAUCAACCCAGCAUUGGACAAGUAUUUUCCGUCAGACUCUGGAGUGAGAAUCAUAGCUGAGCCAGGCAGAUAUUAUGUUGCAUCAGCUUUCACACUUGCAGUUAAUAUCAUUGCCAAAAAACUUGUAUUAAAGGAACAGACAGGUUCUGAUGAUGAAGAUGAGUCAAGUGAACAAACCUUUAUGUAUUAUGUGAAUGAUGGAGUAUAUGGAUCGUUUAAUUGCAUCCUUUAUGAUCAUGCACAUGUAAAGCCCCUUCUGCAAAAGAGACCCAAACCAGAUGAGAAGUAUUAUUCAUCUAGCAUAUGGGGACCAACAUGUGAUGGCCUCGAUCGGAUAGUUGAGCGCUGUGACCUGCCCGAAAUGCAUGUGGGCGACUGGAUGCUCUUUGAAAACAUGGGUGCCUACACUGUUGCUGCUGCUUCUACUUUCAAUGGAUUCCAGAGGCCAACCAUCUACUAUGUGAUGUCAAGACCAGCAUGGCAACUCAUGCAGCAGAUCCAGAACCAUGACUUCCCACCCGAAGUAGAGGAGCAGGACGUCAGCACUCUGCCUGUGUCUUGUGCUUGGGAAAGUGGAAUGAAACGUCACCCAGCAACAUGUGCUUCUGCUAGUAUUAAUGUGUAGAUACCAUUCUUGUAGCUAUUAACUGCGAAUUUAGCUUGAAUUAAAGGCUUUGGGGGGACCAUUUAACUUAAUUACUGCUAGUUUUGAAAUGUCUUUGUGGAGUAGGGUUGGCACAGGUGCAGCAGCGUGGAAGACUAGGAGAUGUGUUCCUAUGGAAUCUAUUUGAAUAUUUGUUUUAUAUGGAUUUUUAUUCACUUUUCAAACAUGCUACUUAAGGAGUGCCCCUCAGCUGCUGAGCAAGCAUUUGUAGCUUGUACAAUGGCAGAAUGGGCCAAAAGCUUAGCGUUGUGACCUGUUUUAAAAAUAAAGUAUCUUGAAAUAAU
Galeopterus variegatus (Sunda flying lemur) is the source of this 1842-nucleotide messenger RNA. RefSeq names its product ornithine decarboxylase 1 (gene ODC1). The transcript is spliced from 11 exons. The record is from RefSeq and is a predicted model, not a curated record. Gene Ontology annotation, molecular function: ornithine decarboxylase activity. Gene Ontology annotation, cellular component: cytoplasm. NCBI's taxonomy places the organism in Eukaryota, Metazoa, Chordata, Mammalia, Dermoptera, Cynocephalidae. Bases 134 to 1519 code for a protein of 461 amino acids.